Wallemia mellicola CBS 633.66 is the source of this 873-nucleotide messenger RNA. RefSeq lists its product as hypothetical. Lineage: Eukaryota; Fungi; Basidiomycota; Wallemiomycetes; Wallemiales; Wallemiaceae. Gene Ontology annotation, molecular function: transmembrane transporter activity. The transcript has 4 exons. The record is from RefSeq and is a predicted model, not a curated record. Gene Ontology annotation, biological process: transmembrane transport. The annotation marks the transcript as partial.
AAAUUUUCAACUAGUUGGUUACUUCUAUUUGGAGCCGCAUUCUGUGGUAUUUCAGCAGGUCUCUUUUGGAGUAGUGAAGGUAGUGUUUUUGUUAUAUACCCGGCACCCGAAGAAAGAGGAAAAUACUUAUCCGCAUGGGCGGUAGGUAAAAACUUAGGUCCAGCCCUUGGUGGUGCUAUUAAUUUGGGUAUCAAUGCCAAACGUAUACAAGGUGGAUCAGUCGAUUCAAAUACCUAUAUUGUAUUUGCGGUAUUGAUGUGUGUCGGUUGUGGUAUAGCAUUCUUGCUGCCGUCACCGGAGAAAGUCGAAAGAAAAGACGGAUCAAAAGUCAAAGUUGCACCUCCAGUGCCUGUCUGGGAUGCUAUCAAGGCAUACUGGAGAUCACUCACCGAAAAGAGAAUACUUCUACUACUCCCACUGUUUUUCUUCUCGUUCUUCUACUACGCGUACAUGAGCGCAUAUCUCACACGGACUUUCAACGUUCGUAGCAGAGCUUUCUCAAGUUUAGUAUCACCGAUGGGCGGUGUUUUGUCGUCCUAUCUCGCAUCUUUAGUUUUAGACUCAAAGAGACUCAAAGUGCGCACGAAAUCGACAUUCCUUUUCUUCGUCUUGCUAUUCCUUCAAAUUGGGUUAUGGGUGUGGUUGUUAGUUAUACACUAUGUAUACAACAAUGAGUACAGCCAUCUCGAUUGGAGUCAUAACAAGUUUGCUAUAUUUUAUAUCCCAAAUAUCCUUUUCUUCUUCAAUUCUUAUACCGGACAAUCACUUUUUUACUGGACUGUCUCUAAUUUCUCAACUGAACUCAACGAGUUGACACGUUAUGUCUCAAUUAUAAGAUCAAUAGAGUCAAUGGGUAUGUAUAGACCAUUCUAA